Molecule: messenger RNA, 1464 nt
Organism: Anopheles marshallii
Lineage: Eukaryota; Metazoa; Arthropoda; Insecta; Diptera; Culicidae
Gene: oc
Product: homeotic protein ocelliless
Exons: 3
Coding region: 1-1464 (487 amino acids)
Biological process (GO): regulation of transcription by RNA polymerase II
Cellular component (GO): nucleus
Molecular function (GO): DNA-binding transcription factor activity, RNA polymerase II-specific; RNA polymerase II cis-regulatory region sequence-specific DNA binding
Source: RefSeq, a predicted model, not a curated record
AUGGCGGGCUUUCUCAAGUCGUCCGAUCUCGGACCGCACCCGCACGGGUACGGUACCGCCCAUCAUCCACACCAUGCGCAUCCGCAUGGACCUUUACCGCCCGGAAUGCCUAUGACAUCGUUAGCCCCGUUCGGUCUUCCCCACGGGCUAGAUGCUGUAGGAUUUCCGCAAGGUAUGUGGGGUGUGAAUCCAAGGAAACAACGCCGCGAACGGACCACCUUUACCCGGGCCCAGCUUGAUGUGCUGGAAGCCCUAUUCGGCAAGACACGCUAUCCGGACAUUUUCAUGCGCGAAGAGGUGGCACUAAAGAUCAAUCUUCCUGAAUCGCGCGUACAGGUAUGGUUCAAGAAUCGACGUGCCAAGUGCCGGCAACAGCUUCAGCACCAGUCCUCAUCGAAUCUCAACAGCAGCAAAUCGUCCGGUGGCGGUGGGUCGAGCGGUUCAGCCCGUUCGGGACAGACUGGCGGCAACAAUGGGCCAGCCGGUGGCAAUUCUGGCUCCUCUGGUGGCGCCGGCAGCAACAACGGUAACAACGGCAGUCACAGCGGUACCAAGAGCUCGAUAGUGAACGCAAACAACAAGCCCACGAUCAAGCAUACGCCGAUGAACAACAGUCACAACAGCGGUGGCAGUGGGCCGGGCGCGGGCAGCAAUGGUGGCAAUGGCGGUGGGGGCAACCAGUCGAACCCGGCCGGCCCGAACCAUAAUGGGCCGCUCGGAUUGAGUCACAGCAACGCCUCGCCGAUACUGCCGAUUACACCGUCGACCUCCGUCAGUCCGCCGAUCAACGUGAUCUGCAAGAAGGAGCAACCCUCGUCCUAUCAUCACGGGGCCGGCGGCGGUGGUGGGGGCGGUGGCAACGAAACAGGGGGCAUGAAGCCGACCGGCUACGACCUGUUGAAGGACUCGGAGCUGAACCUAGCGCACCAUUCGUCCUCCGCCUACGUCAACAUUAACUCGCGGCUAGGGCAAUCGCUCAGCUCGGCCGGUGUUGGUGGGGUCGGUGGUGUUGGCGGAGUCGGCGGGGUCGGUGGCGUCGGCGGUGUUGGUGUUGGGGUGGGUGUGGGUGCGGGUGGUGGGCUGGGCAAUGGACCGUCCGCCGGCAAUCUGACGCCGCUCGGGUCGAACUCCUCCAUCAUGACGACACCGUCGCCACCGAUCACACCGCAAACGUCCCACAAUCCGCUGUCGUACGUGCCGAACCACGAGACGUACAACUUCUGGCACAACCAGUACCAACAGUAUCCGAACAACUACAACACACCGUCCUACUACAGCCAGAUGGACUACUUCCAGAACCAGAACCAGGGCAACUACAACAUGGGCCACACUGGGUACACCACGUCCGCCAACUUCGGGCUCGCGUCCACGUCCGCCCUGGCCGGUCCGAUGGGCUCGCAAACGUUCAGCCCGAACGGACUCGACUACAUGAACCCGCAGGACAAGUACGUCAACAUGGUGUAA